GGGAGGAGCGAGGGGAUGCGGAGGCGGGGCUUCCUGGGAGGAGCGAGAGCACGCGGAGGUGGAGCGUCCCGAGAGGGGCGAGCGCCGGGUGGGCCGGGCCUCCUCGUCCCAGGCCAGCCAGAGAGGAGGCCGCGGGCACAGCGCCACCUGUCGCCGGAGGACGAGGUCGGAGUCCUGUUCCCGGCGGGCCCCUGCUGUUCUAGCCUCCCAGGCCCGCACCGAGCGCCAUGGCCCAGCCACCGCCUGACGUCAGCGAGGACGACUGUCUCCCGGAGUACCGCCACCUCUUCUGUCCGGACUUGCUUCGGGACAAGGUAGCCUUCAUCACAGGCGGCGGCUCUGGAAUCGGGUUCCGGAUUGCUGAGAUUUUCAUGCGGCACGGCUGCCACACAGUCAUCGCCAGCAGAAGUCUUCCCAGAGUGUCGAUGGCUGCCAGAAAGCUGGCUGCUGCCACUGGCCAGAAGUGCCUCCCUUUAUCUCUGGACGUCCGAGCUCCCCUGGCCAUCAUGGCAGCCGUGGAGCAGGCUCUGAAGGAGUUCGGGAAGAUCGACAUUCUCAUUAACUGUGCAGCCGGGAACUUCCUGUGCCCUGCCAGUGCCUUGUCCUCCAACGCCUUCAAGACCGUGAUGGACAUCGACACCUUGGGCACCUUCAACGUGUCUCGCGUACUCUACGAGAAGUUCUUCCAUCGCCAUGGAGGGGUGAUCGUGAACAUCACUGCAACCCUGGGUACCCGCGGGCAGGUGCUCCAAGUGCAUGCAGGCUCUGCCAAGGCGGCCGUGGAUGCGAUGACACGGCACCUGGCUGUGGAGUGGGGCCCCCAGAACAUCCGCGUCAACAGCCUUGCCCCCGGCCCCAUCAGCGGCACAGAGGGCUUCCGGCGGCUGGGUGGCCCACAGGCCAGCAUGAGGGCAAAGGUCCUGGCAAGCCCCCUGCAGAGGCUGGGGAACAAGACGGAGAUCGCCCACAGCGCCCUCUUCCUGGCCAGCCCUUUGGCAUCCUAUGUGACGGGGGCCCUGCUGGUGGUUGAUGGUGGGGCCUGGCUGACAUUUCCUAACGACAUCCAGUCGCUGGCGGACUUCUCAUCCUUCUCUGCUAAGCUCUAGGCAGGGGACAGUGUGCUGCAGAGGAGCUGGUCCACACCUGCUCUCGGAUCCCUGCGACCUGCCUCCCGCCUGCCCAGCCUGAGCGCCAAACCUGACAAUUCCAACAAGAGUGUCUGAAGCAGAGACUGGCCUUUCCUCUAGGAACCGUGCUGCAUCCACAUUCCCUCCUCAUGGCCCUGUCUCCCAUGCAUGGGGGGCAGGGACUAGGCAGUGUGGCUGGCCUGCUGACCUGCUCACACACGCCGGGGAGGUCUGGGUUCCAGCGCUUCGAGAGUGUUGAGGAGGCCAGGACGCAGGGGUGUCCCCCUUGCACAACCCAGGGUCAGGGCUGUCCCGCCACCCCAGCCCCUGCCUAGGCUGGCCUCCUUUCCCCUCCUGCCUGCAUCCAGUGGGUGUCCUGAGGUGGCUCCCAUGGCCUGGGUGGAGAGAAGGGGGCAUUUCAGGCUAUCUUCUCUUCCUUGCUCUCCCGCUUUGAGACCUUUGCUUGGCAAAGAGAUGCCAAACUAGGGAGGCUGGAGAAGCGUGUUUAAGCCUCUCCACAAGACCUGUGUCCUGGGUCCUGUUCCCGGGGGUGUAGGCUGCAGAAGGGACCUCUGCCAGCCUCCAGUGACACGGGCAGGGUUGCUCCCCACCUGCCCUGGAGUCUGUCCUUUGCUGGGACAUCCCCAGAGGACUUAGUCCUUGGUCAUUUAGGGGCUCACUUUCUAGGUCCUCCAGGUGGCCUGUCCCCAUUGUCACCAGUACCCUCCCUCAGGCCCAGGGGGUGGGGGAUCUCUGGACCCUCAAUUCUUCCCCAAUGACCACUCUUUGACACACAUCCAGGCCAGGACCUAAGGCGGCCACUUGGAUCCUGGGCUUGUUUUCUGUGCUGUUUGUUACAAACUUCAAGGUGCUCAAAGCUGUUGGUCUGCCCUCUGGCUGGACAUGCGGCUUGGGUGCCCCCUUCCUCCCUGCCCCCAUCUGUACCGUCCAUUUGCAUAAGCACGGGUCCUAGAGUUUUGCCAGAAAAUGCAUUUACUUAAAAAAUAAUCAUUUUCCUGUGAAAAUAUCUAUUCAUUGGACUUCACAAAUGUUUUUAGAAGGAGGAGGAGGGCACCUGAACAGAAUCACUGGUGAUCUGGGCGUUUAGUGGUGUGUCUACUUCCUGUCUUUUUCCUGUGAAGAGUUUAGAAAACACUUUUUACCUAAUAGGUGAAGCCCUGGUCCUGAGGCAGGGGAAGCCCACCCUGAGGCGAGGGGAGGCUGUCUGCUCCCCUGGUGGGAGGGGUGUCCUCCACAGCUGGUCCUGGAGGGGGGCGGGGGGCGCUGCCUGCCCUGCAAGCUCCUGGUGCUGCCACUAGAGUCCUGAGCUUGAGCCCUCUGCCCCAGAUAUCCACACCCACCUGAGUUCCUUCCCGCCUUCAUGGGUGCAGGGGCAUGGCAGGGAGGCCACCGGACAGAAGGAGCUCCGCUUGCCAUUUAAACAGAGACCAGGGUGUGGUGGCAUCAAGUCUACCAGCAAGGCAGGCAGAUGGGCGCUCGUGAUGCCACGGGAGGAGGAAAGAACCAUGAAGGCAGUUCCUGGGGAGCUGCAACCAUAGACCCCACGUGCCAGAGAGCUGAGGCCUGCCGUCCCUGGAGGAGACAGAGAAGGCCCUGGGGAGGGUGUCCCGCCAGCCACAUUCAAAGGCCUGGGACUCAACAGCAGCGUAGCUCCAGGAGGACAGAAGAGAAUGAAAGGAGUGAGCCUUUUAUUACUGUUAGUCAGGAUUCUCCAGGAAACAGAGCCAGUAGGAUAUAUAUAGAUCUGCAGGAGGAGAUUUAUUAUAGGGACUGGCUCAUGUGACUGUGGGGGCUGAGAAGUCCCAUGAUCUGCCAACUGCAAGCUGGAGACCCGGCAAAGCAGAUGGCGUGAUUCAGUCUGAGCCCGAAGGCCCAAGAACCAGGGGCUCCGACAGCCAAGGGCACCGGAAGGUGGAUGUCCCCGCUCAAGCAGAGAGCGAGGGAACUUGCCCUUUCUCAGCUCACACUGAUGAAGUCAGGUCUUCCAUCUACUGAAUCAAAUGCUAAUCUCUGAGAAAUACCCAGAGAUACCGAUCUACCAGCUAUCUGGGCACACAUUAGCCCCGUAAAGCUGACACAAAGUUAAACAUCACAGUUGCACACACCAUGAGGUCCGUGCCCAUGCUCAUCGUCUGCAUGUGGUGGUCAGUUUGGCUGUAAGGAAUCUGCCUUGCUGUUUGGCUUAGUCCACCAGCCCCGGCUGUCAUCCUGCAGGUCCAGGACACCUGCUGGGGGCUUGUGGGUCACGGGCACACCUGGCGCGUUUCACUUGCCAGGUGGGCUCUGGGACGAGCUGGCAAAGGAGGGCCAGGUGCACGUGGUGAGGGAGUUAACACCGGCCCCAGCAGUGGCACUCGGACUUGGUGGCAGUUGGCAGAGAACUAGGUUGUCCCCUUCCACAUUAACAAUCUCUACAAUUCCCUUAGAAAAUGCCAGGUUCCCUGAAAGGAAGGAUCAUCUUUUAUGUGUGAACCUCAGCUGUGGAAGCUGAUUUACAGACCCCGCCCACUCCGAGUCCCCCUUCCAUGGCAUGAGGAUGCCUCACGUCUUUUCAGAACUACACAUAAAAACAUCACGGCCGGGCUUCUCUGGUGGCACGGUGGUUAAGAAUCCGCCUGCCAAUGCAAGGGACAUGGGUUCGAGCCCUGGCCUGGGAAGAUCCCACAUGCUGCGGAGCAACUAAGCCCGUGCGCCGUAACUACUGAGCCUGUGCUCUAGAGCCCGCGAGCUACAACUACUGAAGCCUGUGUGCCUAGAGCCUGUGUUCUGCAACGAGAAGCCACAACAAUGAGAAGCCCGCGCACCGCAACGAAGAGUAGCCCCUGCUCUCCGCAACUAGAGAAAGCCCGUGUGCAGAAAUGAAGACCCAACACAGCCAAAACAAAAACAAAACAAAACAAAUAAGUUAAUUAAAAAAAUAAACAGGAAACAUCAUGGCUACAGCAUAGGGCUGCCCACCACUGGGGUGCAGCCUUCCAGCCCCUGCUCCACGUUGUACAUUUUUAUUUUUAUUUUAUUUUAUUUUUUGGCUGUGUGUCUUCAUUUCUGUGCGAGCGGGGGGCCCCUCUUCAUCGCUGUGCGCGGGCCUCUCACUAUCGUGGCCUCUCUUGUUGCGGAGCACAGGCUCCAGACGCGCAGACUCAGUAGUUGUGGCUCACAGGCCCAGUUGCUCCGCAGCAUGUGGGAUCUUCCCAGACCAGGGCUCGAACCCGUGUCCCCUGCAUUGGCAGGCAGAUUCUCAACCACUGCGCCACCAGGGAAGCCCUGUACAGUUUUUUGAAUGAAUAUGUGAAUGACCCCUGUGUGUUGUGAGCCACAGAAGGUGUCCCCGAGGCGUCGCCAUGAUGCAGUGAACUUUAAAAUUCACUUAACUAAACUGUUAACUUGGGGGAGUUUGGGGGAGUUUCUCUGCCGACUCCUGUUGCCAUGGUAACUUGGUAAAACUCACUGGCUUGCCUGUGCUUUGUCUGCGGUCACCCUGGAAAGGGCUGGAGGUCGUGCUUUUUUGUUUCUUGGUCCCUUGGUUGGCAUCCUCCACACGUAGGUCUCUGGUGGCCCCGCGCACUGUGGGACCUGCCAGGGGUGGGCCACUCAGAUGGAGGAGGAGACUUGGGAGGUUGAGGCUGACCUCGCCCGGAUGCGGUCCACCCACUAGGUGCACACUGAGCCCUUUGCCUGGUGCCCUGGCUGGGGGCUGGCACAAGCACGACUGUCCCUCCGGAACUUCCUCUCGGCCAUGCACGUGGGCUCGCGGAGUGAAGCAGGGAGAGAUGGUAAAUCCCCAAGCACCUUGCCAGUUGGAGGCUCAGCAGAUGUUCCCCUCUCCUCUGACCCUCACAUUGCUUUGUCCUUCUCAUGUGGGUCAAACUGAGCCUGCCUUGCAGUGGUCACGCCCCCACCCUGGGCUGUGUGUCCAGGCGGGGUCCUGCUCACCCCUGGCUCUGCCCCGAGGCCCGAUCAUGCUGCAGCCGGGCAGCCGUGUCCUCUUGAGCAGGGCAGAGGGGCUCUCCGGGGUCAGGGCUUCCCAGGCCGGGGAGGGGACUGGGCGUGGGCCCCUUGGGGCAUUUCCCUCUGGGCACUUAGGCUGGUCUCUGCUGGAUGCUGCAACAGAUACAAAGAGGGGAUGUGGGGGGAGAUCCUGGGAAGUUCACAGGCUCCAGGGGUGGGAUGCACUGGAGCUUGGGGACAAAGCUGGGGCCCAGGGUUCGGGGGUUCUUCCUUCUCCCACUUGACUUGCCCUGUUAACCUGCCCCUCCCCUCGCUGCCCUUCUGCUCUCUCUGCCCAGGUCCCAGCUGCCCUGUGUGCAAGCUGUAGCCCAGCCCCCUGAAAAGAGACGGCAUUCCUUCUGUCAGACACACAUCCCGGUUCUUGGGAAAGGUGCUCCCUUCGGGUCAGGGUCUGGCUCUUGCUCAAUAAACCAUGGCCAAGGGUUGACUGCAUUAUAUGAACCUGGCAACUCCCACUGCUUCUAGAAAACGCGUGUGAGCAGGCAUCCCAUGUGGGUCCUGACUCACAUCAAACACACUCACUAGAAACCAAUGUGUAGACCAGCGUGCUGAGAAUGUGUGUGUGCGUGUGUGUGUGUGUGAGAUCGCAUGAGUCUCAGGUCCCCUCUCUGGCAAAACCCGAGGGCCAGUGGGAGAUGGCAGAGGCUCCCUGCUCACCUCUUGGGCCAGAGUUCUGCCCAACUCGGCUCUUCUGUCCUAGGGGCCGUGGGGGACCAGAUCCUUCUUUGGACUUCCCUUUUCCUUGAUUGUGCUAAUCGAGCCCUUCAAGGGAACAGCCCCUCAGAUGGGAUUGCUGGAUUUCAUGUUUACCGCUGCAUCCUGGUCCAGGUCUCUGGGAUUAGACCUACAUUACCCUGUCAGCAGACAGAGGUUUCUAUAACUCUUCAGUCAUUUAUUUACUGAUUAUCUUGCAUUAUUUCCUAGGUGACACAUGUUAUUAGUAUGGAGUUCCUUAACUCAACUCCCAGAGCAUAACUUUAUUUUCACAUUUUGGAGUAUUUGGGGGGCACCUCAUCGCAUCCCUACAUCAGAGCAUCUCAAUGAGACAGCACCUGACAGGCGUCUGCUGAAGAAGGAAUAAGGAAUGUUAGAAAUAUGCAGAAUUAACCUUUAACUUUUCCACCAUCACAUGUAAUUUGGACAAUUUUUACCCCAUGGGAGGAGAAUGGUGUGAAUUAUAUCUUCACCUCUGGAAAAUGUGACCCGAGGCUAAGAAAGGAAGUUCUGAAUCUGCGUACAAACCUCUCCCAGCCUGGUGCUUGGCGCCCAUCCCCCUGCCGUGGGCUGUGAUUCUGGCUGCAGGGGAGGCGUGGGAGGUGUGGGAUUUGGGCGCUGUGGGGACUGGAGAUGCCUGUCCUCACAGGAAGAUGGGACCAGGUGCCAGCAACUGCAGAGUGAAAUGUUAAAAUAAGAAAAUCAUCCAAACCUCGGCUGAGUCAGGAGGAAUUAAAUUGUGCCUUACAAACUCAUGGUCUAUUUUUACUCUAAGAAAUGUACUUUACUAAACUUGAAGGUGAGAAAAAAAUCCUUCCCCACUGAAUAAAUAUCAGUAAACAGGAGUAUGGACUGUGCUCUUGGCUUCAGGAGGCCACGGGGAGGGUGCGUGUGAUCUAGACCUAAAAUUGACUCUGUUCUCAGUUUACUUACUCUACACAAAAUGUAUAUGUAGUUUUUAAAAUUUUUAUAUUGAAAAUAUUUGGCCAGCAGUUUGUAGCUUGAUUGAGGUAUAACUGACAUUCAGAAGACCGCACAUGAGUGAAAUCUACAGUUUGGUGAGUUCUGACAUUUCUACAUCCGUGAAACCAUCACCACAAUUAAGAGGAUGAACAUACCCAUCGCCUGUAAAACGCCUCCUCCCGCCCCUUGGAAACCCCCUCAUUUCUCCCUGCCCCUUCAUCCCAGGUGACCCAGCCAGGAUGGCAGUUCAGGACUGGGAGGGGGAGGCCAGCCUCUUCUGGGUGGGAGGAGAAGGUGGGACAGGAGGUAGAGGUGCUGAGCCCUCAGCCAGGUCCAGAACCCCUUUCCUGGGGCGCCCAGUGGCAGGCUGUUUGGUGGCCCUGCUCCUCCCUUGCUCUGGCCCCAUCACGGGCCUGUGGCAGGUCACUUCGUCCUCCAGAAUAAAGCUCUGCCCCCUCCUGCUGUCCAUCUCCAGGGCAUAUCCAUGGCCUCCCUGGGGCACUAGGUCCACCACUGGCCAGCUGAGAGGCUUCCCCUUGACUGCGGGCUGGCUCCUUCUGGAGCUCUGGGUGGAGGGCUUGCUCCAAAUGCAGAUGUCCGGCCCAGCACAGCCCGUAGUGCUCGCUGAGAAGGGACCUGUCACAGAAGCAUCUGUCCUGUCCCCAUGGGAGGUGGGCUUCUUUAGACGCCCCGAGAACUGUUCCACAACUCUCUGGUCUGGGUUCCCAACAUCACUCCACCUUGGACACAACUUACUUUCAAUCUUCAAAUGGCUGAUAGGGAUGGUCUCACAAAUAGGUGGUGGAAGAACAGAUGGUUCUGGGAAACCGGCUCAUUAAGUGAGAGAAACAAAAGUGGGUCCCUAUUUUACACCACAUUUUUUAAAAGUCCAGGGACUUCCCUGGUAGUGCAGUGGUUAAGAAUCUGCUUGCCAGGGCAGGGGACAUGGGUUCUAGCCCUGGUCCAGGAAGAUUCCACAUGCCGCAGAGCAACUAUGCCCACGUGCGCCACAACUUCUGAGCCUGCGCUCUAGAGCCUGCGAGCCACAACUACUGACCCCAUGUGCCACAACUACUGAAGCCCGUGCACCUAGAGCCUAUGCUCCACAACAAGAGAAGCCACCGCAAUGAGAAGCCCGCACACAACAACGAAGAGUAGCCCCCGCUCGCCGCAACUAGAGAAAGCCCGUGCCAGCAAUGAAGACCCAACGCAGCCAAAAAAAAAAAAAUUCCAAAUAGCUUAACGACAUACUUGAGAAAGGAAAAGCUAUAAAUAGAGGUGGAUAUCUUUGAGACUUUGGGUACAGGAUUUACUUACUGAAUUUAAAAAGUGUUUAAUUAUGAAAUCCUUAAAAUAUGUGGACAAGCCCAGACGCACAUGUACUCACCCGCCAGGUUUACCAGAUGUUGGUACUGUGUCCUGUUUAUUCCCAGUCUGCCUGUUUUGGGAGGAAAUAAAUGUUACAGGUACAGCUACCUUUUACCACUUUCCUCCUCUGUCCCCCUCAAUAUAAUUCCCACUUUCGUUGUGGUAUUUUUACUACAAAUGAAGGUGUUCAAAAACAAUAUAUGUAUUGAAACUUUGCAAAAAUGGUAUUACACAGUAUCUGUUCUGUAACUUGCUUUCUCACACAGCUUGUUUUAGAAGUCUGCCCAUGUGGUUGUGUGAGGAUGUGAUCCAUUUGCUGAAACUGCUCAGUAUUCCAUCACAACAGACUUCCCCUCAGCCAGCCAGCAAGCUCUUCACGGGACUACGGAAACCAGGGCUGCCUCAACACCCCUUUCCUUCCUCCUCUUGGACCUGAAGGUGGAGAAGCAGGAGUGCCAGGUUAAGGGGACACAGAGCUUCAGCUGUAUUAGUUCUGUGAAUCCCCACACUUGGUUGACAUCAGACUAAAUUUCUACUGGUUGAUGUCAAAUGCUAUCGUUACUCAUUCCCUUGAUUAUCAGUGUGGUUAAGCAUCUUUUUUUAUGUUUAUUGGCCAAUUGAGUUUCUUCCUCUGGAACUGCUUAUUUGUAUUCACUGCUGAUUUUUCUACUAGUUUGCUGUUCUUUUACUGUUUUAUGAGGAAUUCUUGUGUAUUCUGGAAAUAAAUCCAUUGUCAGUUACAUCUGUUUUAAAUAUCUCUUCCCGGUUGCUAUGGACUGAAUUGUGUCCCCCCAAAUUCAUGUGUUGAAGCCCUAGCCCCCAAAGCAAUGGUAUUUGGAGAUGGGGCCUUUUGGGAGAUAAUUACCAUUAGAUGAGUUCAUGUAGAUGACCUCCCAUGAUAGAAUUGCUGCCUUAUAAAAAGAGGAAGAGGGAGAAAUGGCUGUCUUCACCAUGCUAGGACACACCUAGAAGGAGACCCUCACCACAAGCUAGGAAGAGAGCUCUCAACAGGAAGGAAUUUGCUGGUGUGAAAAGUAAUGAAAGGAAACCUCACCAAAAUGGAACCAGGGUGCCAGACGGGGGAGCUUUCAUGCGCAUACCACUCAACAUCAGCACAGAUCCCAACAUGUCCCAGCAGGAAGGGAUACUACUUUACUACCCAGCAGGAGGAAGAAACAAUUUCUCUUUGACCAGCAACAGUCCAGCCAAUGAAAGACUGUCACAACUCAGCCAAUGAAAAGCCACUGCACCUAGAACUCCCAGUUUCCUCCAAUGGGCUCUUUGUUUAUGACAGCUCCUCUCAACUCCUCCUUCUCCCCUAUAAAAGCAUUUCCUUUCCUUUGCUGGACAUAGUUGCAUGUCUCCAAUUACAACUCUUUGUGGCUUCUGAGUAAACCCAUGUUGCUGGUAAAAUAACUGGCUUUUUAAUUGUUUUAGGUUAACACUGGCAUCUUGAUCUUGCAUUUCCCAGACUGCAGAAUUAUGAAAAAUAAAUGUGCUUUUUAACGAA
Molecule: messenger RNA, 9711 nt
Organism: Globicephala melas (long-finned pilot whale)
Lineage: Eukaryota; Metazoa; Chordata; Mammalia; Artiodactyla; Delphinidae
Gene: DECR2
Product: 2,4-dienoyl-CoA reductase 2
Biological process (GO): fatty acid catabolic process
Cellular component (GO): peroxisome
Molecular function (GO): 2,4-dienoyl-CoA reductase (NADPH) activity
Source: RefSeq, a predicted model, not a curated record